UAUGAAAGCCGUGCACACCCACCACAGCGCCAACAUUACUUGCGUCCCUCCUUUUAGCUCUGCCGUCCGACUUCUCCCGCAAAACCUUCAUUGUGUUGCGGCAGAACCGUCCUAGAUAACCGUCUACCUCAAUCCCCCGAUAGCCAGUGUUGAAAUAUGUGCAUUGCUAGUCGGUAGCCUCUCUCUCUCUCUCUCUCUCUUCUGCUCUCGAGGUCCCGUUCAUACUUUCUACCUGGCCGCCCCAAUCCAUCCCCGGUAACCGCCCCCCUUUGCCUGGUGUCGCGGUCGCGGCAGCCCUCGACGAUGCAGGAAUUCAACGCUCUGCUCGCGCAACCGAAACCGAAGCUGAAGCUGAAGCUGCCCUUCUUAUGGUCCGGCUAUCUCAAUCUUGCGCACCUGAAUCCGAUCCCCCACAAAUACCGACCGAACCGGCGACUGCGAGCGCGCGGGAAGUCAUCUUCCAAUAUUCCGAGGGCCGAUGACGUUGCCAGAUUGAAGACGUCCUUCAACGUCUUGGAGAGCCUACGAAUAUUGAGGACUCGGCAAUGGCGACUCCUCGAUAUCCAAUAUUUGAUCACUCUCAUUGUCAUCCUCUUUAGUCUCACAAUCACGCCCUCGGCGCCGCUGAUCAAGACCGGGGCCCUCGCCCUAUAUACAAUUCUUCUCCUCAUGCCCGUCACCCAACAAUUCUUCCUCCCAUCGCUGCCAAUAUGGACCUAUCUCCUAUUUUUCUUUUCAAGCCGAUUCAUCCCCACCGAAUACCGACCUCAUAUCUGGGUAAAAGUGCUCCCUGCGCUAGAGAACGUUCUUUACGGUGCAAACCUCUCCAACAUUCUCUCCGCCCACACCCACUGGGUUCUCGACUUAUUGGCCUGGCUCCCGUAUGGCCUCGGCCACUUUGCGCUUCCCGCUGUCUGUAGCGCCUUAAUAUUUCUCUUCGCCGCACCAGGCUCGACCCCGGCCUUUGCUAAGGCCUUUGGUUACAUGUCCAUCCUAGGCGUGGCGCUCCAGCUGAUACUACCAUGCACCCCGCCGUGGUACGAGAAGUUGCACGGCCUAGAGCCGGCACACUACGGCAUGCAGGGCUCGCCAGCGGGUCUGGCGCGCGUGGAUGCACUGCUGGGCUUCGACAUGUAUACCACGAGUUUCACGACCGCGCCAGUGCCAUUUGGCGCCUUCCCGAGCCUGCACUCGGCAGAUGCGACGCUGGAGGCCCUUUUCAUGCAGUACUUUUUCCCGCGCUUGCGUCCUCUGUUCAUCUUCUACGUCGGCUGGGUAUGGUGGGCGACCAUGUACCUGAACCACCACUACGCCGUGGAUCUGGUCGGCGGAAGCUUGAUCGCAGCAAUGACGUACUAUAUCACCCGGUCGAGAUGGCUCCCACGCGUACAGCCGGACAAGACCACCAGGUGGGAGCACGAGUACGUCGAGUACGGCGAUCGACCCCGAGGCAGGGAUGAGGAGUCUGGGUACCACUUCGGUUACGGGUACGGGCUUGGCUUGCUGGAACGCUCGGGUCUCAGCGACAGCGACGAAUGGACGAUCGGCAGCACCUCGAGCUUCGAUUCGAUGAGCCGCGGGGAGACCAGUGGUAGCGCCAGCAGCACCCCUGGUUGCAUCAGUCCCGCCACCCCUAAUGACGAUUUCCGCCAGGAGCUGUUUGGUAUCACGCCGACAGGGGACGGGUGGGAAGGUGACCGUCUCGUGAGGGAGAGCGAGUUGGUCGACGUUGUGGUAAUGCGGUGAAUUAUAAAUUAAUAAGGGUCGAGAACCCCCACCUGAACGUCCAUCGACGAGUUGAGGGAAUGGAAUUCUCCGCCCCGUGUCGUCGGCUCGAUUGCUGGGGAUCCAAUCGAGUCGUAUUCGACGACGAC
This is a messenger RNA of Phialemonium atrogriseum, 1874 nucleotides long. RefSeq names its product aureobasidin A resistance protein. Lineage: Eukaryota; Fungi; Ascomycota; Sordariomycetes; Cephalothecales; Cephalothecaceae. Gene Ontology annotation, molecular function: inositol phosphoceramide synthase activity. The transcript is spliced from 2 exons. The coding region runs from base 304 to 1746 and encodes 480 amino acids. Gene Ontology annotation, cellular component: inositol phosphoceramide synthase complex. Gene Ontology annotation, biological process: inositol phosphoceramide metabolic process; sphingolipid biosynthetic process. The record is from RefSeq and is a predicted model, not a curated record.